Pristis pectinata (smalltooth sawfish) is the source of this 1757-nucleotide messenger RNA. RefSeq names its product S-phase kinase-associated protein 1 (gene skp1). Gene Ontology annotation, cellular component: nucleus; cytoplasm. The record is from RefSeq and is a predicted model, not a curated record. Bases 178 to 669 code for a protein of 163 amino acids. The transcript is spliced from 6 exons. Gene Ontology annotation, biological process: SCF-dependent proteasomal ubiquitin-dependent protein catabolic process. Gene Ontology annotation, molecular function: cullin family protein binding. Lineage: Eukaryota; Metazoa; Chordata; Chondrichthyes; Rhinopristiformes; Pristidae.
GGUGGGAAUUAAAAUUAAAAUAGAUAGGGGGCGAGCCGGCAUCGUUGCUUUGCGCGGCUCUGCAGGCGAUCUGGUUGGACAGCUAAAGAGUGGGGCCCCGGUGACCGGCGUCGGUUCUUGCGGACGGGACGCUUGUAGCAGGCGGAUCUCCAGCGGAUUAGCGGCCGCAUCCUCGACAUGCCUUCAAUCAAGCUCCAGAGCUCUGAUGGAGAAAUAUUUGAAGUUGAUGUGGAGAUAGCAAAACAGUCUGUAACAAUCAAGACUAUGUUGGAAGAUUUGGGGAUGGAUGAUGAAGGUGAUGACGAUCCAGUACCACUUCCAAAUGUUAAUGCUGCAAUUCUUAAAAAGGUGAUUCAGUGGUGCACUCAUCACAAAGAUGAUCCUCCUCCUCCUGAGGAUGAUGAAAACAAGGAAAAGAGAACUGAUGAUAUCCCAGUAUGGGAUCAGGAGUUCCUGAAAGUAGACCAAGGAACACUAUUUGAACUAAUUCUGGCUGCAAACUAUUUGGACAUCAAAGGUUUGCUUGAUGUGACAUGCAAAACUGUGGCAAAUAUGAUCAAAGGUAAAACUCCAGAAGAAAUUCGUAAGACCUUCAACAUCAAAAAUGACUUUACUGAGGAAGAGGAAGCACAGGUGCGAAAGGAGAAUCAAUGGUGUGAAGAAAAGUGAAAAUUUCUCUGCUUGGUAAUUGUUCUCUAAUACACUGAAAUAAUUUUUCCAAAUGCCAUUGCACUGCACUGUUUUGUAAAUGUUAAUUAUUUGGAAAAUGCAGAAAAAGGGGAAAAAAAAACAUUUAGCAUUUUUGAUUGCAUGAUGGUUCCUUGUUCCGAGCCCUAUGUUCUAGCCUUUAUCUUGUUAUUGGAUUGGAAGUGAUAUCCAGUUUUGCACCACACAAUCCAUUAUAGUAGAGUGACUUCAAGAGGAUUAGAAUGCAUAUGUGUUAUUAAAAUUUAAAGAGUGUGGACUAGACAGGAAUCUUUUAAUACUAUGGAUAUGUCUGAUUUUCACAUAAUCUUGUCUGGAAGGCAAAUAAAAACAGCAGGGUGUGCAGUGAAGGGGUUUUGUUCAGAAAUCAGCAGGGUAAAUUUGUUGAAAUGAAACUAAUUCUUCAACUGAGUAAAGCUGUAAAAUAAUUGAAAGGUUUACAACAGGAAGAGCUUACUGAGGUAUGUUUUUAAACUGAUGAAAUAUUUUUCUCCUUUGUGCUUUGAUUCUUCAUGCAAGUUUAUAACCUGUAUUCUGUUCUUACUGAAAUAUUUAGCAAUGCACUUGUGUUUUCAAGUCCCCAAUGACCACUUUGUAUGCCGACCAGGAUUGUGGUAUGCCUUUGUAUUCAAUGAUCAAUCUAAAUCCACUUGCUAGUGUGAUGUAUGCAUUAUUACUUUUGAAUCUUUAUGAUAUCCUUGAUUUAACUAUGUUUCAUUUUGUUUUUGACUGGCUUUCCCUCUUUCACUGCAUUAUCCUGUAAUUGUCUUGAAUGACUGUAAUAAACAGUAUUGUAUGUUUUAAUUGGCCUAAGAUGCUAUUGAAAGAGCCCAAGUAGGAUCUCCAUUGGAACUUCCAGCAACACAGAUUUAAUAUAAUUAAUACAACAGAUGAGAUAAAUGCUACAACUUGAAUAGGAUCCUUCAGUUAUUUGGAUUUGUUAACUUUACUGUACAUUACCACAAAUAGAAAUCUUUAAAAUAUUCCAGCUUUCUGUAAUUAUUGUAUGAUUCCUGUCAUCUUAUUAUCUAAUAAAAUAAACCCAUAAAUUA